This is a messenger RNA of Dothidotthia symphoricarpi CBS 119687, 326 nucleotides long. RefSeq lists its product as uncharacterized. The record is from RefSeq and is a predicted model, not a curated record. The transcript has a single exon. NCBI's taxonomy places the organism in Eukaryota, Fungi, Ascomycota, Dothideomycetes, Pleosporales, Dothidotthiaceae. The coding region runs from base 89 to 265 and encodes 58 amino acids.
UGUAUGAUUGCAUGUCAUCACUAUAAUGAGUAUGCAUAUUUACGAAACACAAAAAUGGGGGUAGAUUGAUAUUUUGAGCGAAUGAUGAAUGUUUUUUAUACGAACUUUUUGUUUUUGGUGUAGGGGGAGUGGGGAUCUGAUCUACUCUCUUUCUUGGUUGAUGUUUUGUGGGGGGUUUGGGGGGUGGUCAAAAGGCAUGUAUAGGUUGGGUUGGGUUGAGUUGAGUGCAUGGAACAAAAACGGUUUUCAUCUCGCUUUCAUGUAGGACAUCUUUUAAUGCUUCUUGACUCCUGUAUACGUGUUGAUCAAGCUAUCGUCAUCAUCAC